This is a messenger RNA of Gekko japonicus, 602 nucleotides long. RefSeq names its product THUMP domain-containing protein 3-like. Gene Ontology annotation, biological process: tRNA methylation. The annotation marks the transcript as partial. Gene Ontology annotation, molecular function: RNA binding; tRNA (guanine) methyltransferase activity. The transcript is spliced from 3 exons. The record is from RefSeq and is a predicted model, not a curated record. NCBI's taxonomy places the organism in Eukaryota, Metazoa, Chordata, Lepidosauria, Squamata, Gekkonidae.
CGAGACAGAAAAAAGGCAAUCAACAGAGUAAUACAAAGAAACAGAAACUGGAGGGUGACGUGAAAGGAGAGCGAACUGUGAAAGGGUUCCAUGAGCCUCUGGAAAAUAUUUCAGGCAUGGUGUCUGCUGAAAUUCAGGAUCCACAAAAAGCUGAUGAAAUGGUACCACCAAACGAAGAUGAACAGUCUGAUUUUAAAGAAGAGGGAGCAUCCAAUGAUGAAAACGCAUCUGGUGACUGCAAGAAGAGUGAUAUGGAAGGUCAGGUGCUAAAGUUCCGGGUGACAUGUAACAGAGCUGGUGGUAAUCACAGCUUUACAUCAAAUGAGGCAGCAAGGGAUUUUGGAGGAGCUGUGCAAGAUUUUUUCCAGUGGAAAGCAGACAUGACCAAUUUUGAUGUGGAGGUUCUUCUGAACAUUCACAAUAAUGAAGUCGUAGUGGGGAUUGCCUUAACAGAGGAGAGUCUUCACAGAAGAAAUAUUACACAUUUUGGUCCCACAACCCUUCGAUCUACUCUAGCAUAUGGUAUGCUCAGGCUUUGUGAUCCUCAGCCAGCUGAUAUAAUAAUUGAUCCAAUGUGUGGAACAGGUGCCAUACCAAUAGAG